This is a messenger RNA of Dentiscutata erythropus, 1650 nucleotides long. Lineage: Eukaryota; Fungi; Glomeromycota; Glomeromycetes; Diversisporales; Gigasporaceae. The record is from the annotation of a GenBank genome assembly.
AUGCGAAAAACAGAAACAGCAAAAUUGAAAGAUGGUGAAUCAACAGGAUGGAUAAAAGUUUUAAAAAAGCCAUCUUCACGAUUGAAUAAUCGCGUUACUGAAUCAAAAUCGAGUAACCGCGUUACUGUUGAUCCACAAACUAAUACCGCAUUACAAGCGAAUAAUUUAGUUGAUACUGAACCGCAACAAAAACUUACUAAACAAAAAUCGCGUGUAACCUUAAAGCAAUCUUCUUUAUCGCAAUUUUUUCAACUGGAAAAUAGAUUUGAAAAUAAUCAACUAAAUACUGCGAAAGAAGUCAAUAAUACCUCACGUCAAAAUCAAACUAUUAAACCACCUGCAAAAAAGCAGUCGUCAAGAAAGCGAAAAGAUGCUCAAGAAGAAACAAUAGGAAAAUACGUUAAACAAGGUCAGAAUCGACAAAUUACUUUGACAAUAUGCUUUGAAAACUCUAUGAACUUUUAUGCGCGAUUGAGAGCUACCAAAGAAAAAAGUAAUGCCGGUAAAAAUUGUGAAAAAAUAAAUAAUCGUAUCAAAAAAACAAUUCCAGUUAAAACAAAUAAUAUAAUAAAUGGAAAUGAAAAAAUUCAAAGAAAAUUGGUAGAUUUCUUUCGCUUGAAAAAUCAACAUAUAAAACAUAGUCAAAAUACUAUAAUUGGUUCGGAAUUUCAAAAUCUUCCUAAUUCAGCAUCUGUGAAUGGUUCAACAACUAUAGAUGUUAAUCAGGAUUUGUCACAAGAAUGCUCUAAUAAUCCUCCUGAUGAUCUAAAUGGUGCAAAAUCAAAAAAAUGCCUUAUAUCUUCAAAAAAGCGUCUUGGUAUAUCUUAUUGGCAAAAUCGGGAUGAUCAACAAAUGCCUCAGGGUAAUUCUUAUCACUUAUCAAACUUUACCGUGUUAACCGAUGAUUCUUUUAUAACAACAUCUUCGCGAUUAAGUCCCGAAAUUUCAUCGGAUAAACAUCCCAGAAAGUCGUCAAAGAAUAUCCAUUGUGACGGCGGCAAUGUACAUGAUAAGGAAUUUGAAAAGGGUCCAUCAGUUCAAAUUAGUAAUUCUCCAUUACAAACCAAUGUGAAUCCUUUAUUAGAAAUGAAUAAUGAUAAACGUUUAGUGUCUGUGCAGAACAAUCCGACUUUGGUAGCAGCAUCAAAGUCAGUGAGUCGAAGAAUGCCAUCCCCAGAUAAAAAUUGCGAGAAUGCAGAUAAUGACAAUCUUUUCGAUUUAGAUUCCCAGGAGCAUAAGGAGAAUAAAAAUACCGAUAAUUUUCAAAAAAACGAAGAUCUCGAUUCCAAUAUGUCCACUCGUAACAUUAAACUUACGGAACAAACUGAAGCCUUAGAUGUCCCUCCUAAACAAGAAGCACUAUUUUGUUCUACUUCGCCUGUAUCGUCUCCAUCAUCAUUCUUUUCACAAUCACAAAUUAUUGAUGAAAUGGGUCAUCAAGAUAAGUCAAAAGAGAUACCUAGAUCUCGAACGCCAGACUAUCUUGCCAUUCAAGAAAGGUUGAUUAAAUCUGGCAUUUCACCCGCACCUUCGCCACCGUCAUUAUUUUCUCAAGGUGCAUUUGAGCAAAUGUCAUUGUCUACUUUGGAACAAAUGCCUUCACUAAACAUGUGUACUCUUCAAUUUGAUGAUUUCGAUGACUUGUUUUGA